Molecule: messenger RNA, 2283 nt
Organism: Etheostoma cragini (Arkansas darter)
Lineage: Eukaryota; Metazoa; Chordata; Actinopteri; Perciformes; Percidae
Gene: bsk146
Product: brain specific kinase 146
Exons: 5
Coding region: 328-1629 (433 amino acids)
Biological process (GO): peptidyl-threonine phosphorylation; peptidyl-serine phosphorylation
Molecular function (GO): ATP binding; protein serine/threonine kinase activity
Source: RefSeq, a predicted model, not a curated record
CGCCUCCUCUGCUGCUUCCCCUCUCCUCUCCACCCAUCCUAGAGGACAGAGCGAUGCGGAGACAAUAGGACGCAGAGCCGGAGGAGUGUGCAGGAUGCUCGGCGCCACAUCCACCGACACACGGCUGCAGGAGAUUGGGCGUUACUCCCAACUCACCUGGCCUUAGCAUGCUCCCAGACCCCCCCCCCGUGUGUUGGACUGACAGUGCGGACUCCACAGCCUCCAUAUGGGUACCAAUUGAAGGUGACACCAGCUGUUAGCUGUCCCACCUGAGCGUCUUUUUCCCAGUGUUUUCCUCCUGGUCCGUCCCCUAAAGCAGUCCCAAGCAUGAGUUCUUCACCGCUGGUGUCUCGAGCCAACAUGGACAUCCUGGACGAGCUGCAGCUGAUCGCGGCCCAGAACCUGGAGAGGCUGGAGGUGAACAAGUACUACGAGGUGAUCAGGGAGCUGGGCAAGGGCACCUACGGCAAGGUGGAUCUGGUCAUUCACAAGAUCAGAGGUACAAAAAUGGCACUGAAGUUCCUGAAGAAGAAGACAACGAAGCUGAAGUCGUUCCUGCGGGAGUACAGCAUCUCCCUCUACCUGUCCCCCUGCCCGUUCAUCAUCAACAUGUUCGGCAUCGCUUUUGAGACAGACGACUACUAUGUGUUCGCGCAGGAGUACGCCCUGGCGGGGGACCUUUUCGAUAUCAUUCCUCCACAGGUUGGUCUUCCUGAGGCAGUGGCAAAGCGCUGUGUGCACCAAGUAGCCAUCGCUCUGGACUACCUGCACUGUAAGAAGCUGGUCCACAGGGACAUAAAGCCCGAAAACAUCCUCAUUUUUGACCGAGAGUGCCGCAAAGUGAAGCUGUCUGAUUUCGGCAUGACCCGCCGGGCUGGCUCACCUGUGAAGAGAGUGAGCGGCACCAUUCCCUACACUGCCCCGGAGCUCUGUGACGUGUCCCGCCACGAGGGUUUCUGCGUGGACUACAGCACCGAUGUCUGGGCCUUCGGUGUGCUGCUCUUCUGCAUGCUGACUGGCAACUUCCCCUGGGAGAAGGCGCUGCCCUCAGACUCCUUCUACCAGGAGUUCAUCCGCUGGCAGAGGAGGAGGACAAACACGGUGCCGUCCCAGUGGAGACGCUUCACCGAGCAGGCGCUCCGCAUGUUUCGGCGGCUGCUCUCCGUGGAACAGGACCGCCGCUGCUCCGUCAAAGAGGUUUUCGGGUACUUCAGCCACUCUUGGAUGCUGGACGCGGAGAACAACACCAACAACGGCAAUGGCAACAGCAACGGCGGAGGUGGUGGAGAGAGGGUGGGCGGUGGAGGAGGUGGAGGAGGGGUGCGGGGAGAGGGCGAUGGCACCAUCUCGUCAUCGUCAUCCGGGGAGGAAGACGAGGAGCUCCUUGUGGAGAAAAUGAAGCAGCAGACUUUAUCUCCUCUCUCUCCCAUGUCUCCGGUGGCAGUGGAGAGGGGGAGCGGGGGCGGGGCUAAAGGCGGCAUGAUGGAACCAGGCGGUGGCCACCAUUUUGUGUCCGUCUCCACCAACAGCUCUGUGUCCUCCACCAACAGCUACGACCGAAUGCCGCGAGAAAACAGUUCCCCGGGCGGCCGCAUGCUGGUGGCCACGCCCAUUGAAAUCUGCGUCUGAGCGCGUCAGAACGUCGACGUUUUCACAGAUCCACGUACAUACACACUUUUAUACCUCUCAUCCAAACACAUAGAUGUGCAUGCAUGGAAAAAAAUAACAAGCUGAUAGUGAGUACAUGAUGACAUGUAUCCUGUUAUAAAUAUCUUGGGAAAGGAACAGCACACGAAAGACUUAACAGAGAGUAUUUGUAGAAUGAGUACAUUUUGCAUGAGGUAGGGUUUUUGGUCCAACUGGAGUCAAAAGACUCCCCGAGAAGCCCCAUUUACACUUGGAUUUCAGUGGCAGUUUCGUGAAACCCAGAGGAAAAAAAUGAAAAAUUACUACCAAUAGAGAUUCUGUCCGUAAAACCAUCCGAAAAGAAGACCAAAAUUUCUUUCUUAAAGCAAUACUUUCAGCAAAAAAAGGCAAAUAGAGACAAAAGUGGCCGAGUACUGCGUGUAUCUCUCGUACAUCAGAAGCCAAGGGACAAAGGAUUUUUUUUUUUUUUUUAUGAGAGGACUAAAACGGAGCUCAAGGAAAAAAUUUGUACGAAAAAAACAGACAAGCAGUGGUUUUAAGUGUUUCACUCGUGUGAGAAAAAAAAUGUGAAAGUGCGAGUGUGUCGUGUGGUGUUCUGUGUGUUUGAAUCCAAAAGAAGUGGAUUUAUUUUGCUUU